Molecule: messenger RNA, 4403 nt
Organism: Myodes glareolus (Bank vole)
Lineage: Eukaryota; Metazoa; Chordata; Mammalia; Rodentia; Cricetidae
Source: RefSeq, a predicted model, not a curated record
AUGCAGGUCUGUGCACAGGAGUACAGCUGCCCAAGGAGGGAGAGCUGGGAGAUCUUCAGCCAUGGAGCUGAAGUCGCAAGUGGUUGUGAGUCGCUCACCGUGGGCGCUGGGAUCCAAACCCUGGUGCCCUGCAAAAGCGCUUUGUCAUUCCUUGUUCUCUCAGGCCUAGUCUCCAAGUCUUCACCUAAGAAGCCCCGUGGCCGGAACAUCUUCAAGGCCCUUUUCUGCUGUUUCCAUACCCAGCAUGUUGGCCAGUCAAGCUCUUCAACCGAGCUCACAUACAAGGAGGAGACAAACACCAUCGCUAAGUCGGAUCUGUUGCAAUGUCUCCAGUACCAGUUUUAUCAGAUACCUGGGACCUGCCUGCUCCCAGAGGUGACAGAGCAAGAUCAAGGACGGAUCUGUGUGGUCAUUGACCUGGAUGAGACCCUUGUGCACAGUUCCUUUAAGCCAAUCAACAAUGCUGACUUCAUAGUGCCUGUAGAGAUUGAGGGGACCACUCACCAGGUAUAUGUGCUCAAGAGGCCUUACGUUGAUGAGUUCCUGAGACGAAUGGGGGAGCUCUUUGAAUGUGUUCUCUUCACUGCCAGCCUAGCCAAGUAUGCCGACCCUGUGACAGACCUCCUGGACCGGUGUGGGGUGUUCCGGGCCCGCCUGUUCCGGGAAUCGUGUGUGUUCCACCAGGGCUGCUAUGUCAAGGACCUCAGCCGCCUGGGAAGGGACCUGAGAAAAACCCUCAUCUUGGACAACUCACCUGCAUCUUACAUCUUCCACCCAGAGAAUGCAGUGCCUGUGCAGUCCUGGUUUGAUGACAUGGCAGACACAGAGUUGCUGAACCUAAUCCCAGUCUUUGAGGAGCUGAGUGGAGCAGAUGAUGUCUACACCAGCCUUGGGCAGCUGCGGGCCCCUUAGCCUUCUUGCUUCCAAGAAACGGCCAUCCCAGUAGGGGACUUUGCUACACUGUGCCUUUCUGAUCAGCCUGACUGACUCAGCCGAGCAGAAGCUGGAGCACUUGCCCAGAGGGUCUGGAAGGAGCUGGAAAGUCAUUGACUUUAGGGCAGGUUAGAUGCAGAGCAGGCAAGUGAGACCUAUCCAGAGCUGUCUGCACCCUAUAUUUGGUUUCCGGGGGGAGAGAGGGAGAGAGAGAGAGCGCUCAUAAGUAAACUAUGGCCUAGGGUGUCUAUCCAGUGUUCCAGUAGGGGAAAAGCUGAAAGAUCCAAGACUCAGUCCGAGUCAUGUGUCUCCCUGCUGACCUGUGAGCUGUUGAGCUUUACAGUGAUAGAAACUAUUGCAGGCUUUCUUGCCAAACCGUGGCUUUUCCUCAGCUUCACAAGGCCUGUGCCAAGGAGAAAGGAGAGGCCAGAGGCUGCCUUGAUGCCCCAGACACACACCUUUCUGAAAACAUGAAAUACUAGCCAGCAGCAGCAGACAAACCAGGGAGGAUGAGAGCAUGCAGAGCCAGAACUCAAACUCGCCUGGUCCUGUGGUCCCCAAGCUGCAUCCGGCUCCAGCAGAGCGCCUGUCAAUGGGUCCUGCUGUGUCUCUGCAGGCUCCAGCACCAAGCCAGCCUUCUCGUUCCCUAGCCAUAGUCUUACUCCCUGGGGAAAGAGGUCUUCUACCUGCCCUGGAAGAGGACAGAGAACUGAUUUCUGUUCUUUGAACCCUUUAAAAUUCUUUCUAAACAUGGAGUGGUGGGCCUGGUUUGUAUCUGGCCAAGCUGCAGUCCUGGACCUGAGAUGCAUAUGGGAGGUGCUAGGGUACAGGGGAAACAAAUGUCCAAAGCAAAAUGUGUGUCUCCUUGCUUGUAGAUCCUGAAAGUGCUCUUCAGGGAUUCUGUGCUGGUGCUGAUGCAAGGACAUUAGCUCCAAAGGACAGGAAGGGUUGCUAGGCUGCUGCAACCCUCCUGUUGCCCAGGCAGGACUCUGUAUUUUGUCUCCCCUGGUGUCCUGUCCUAGUUGUCUGUCUGAUCUAGCCUUUGUCCUUCCUGGCUGUUCUCUUCCUCUCCAGGGCCUUGGGAGAACUACUUUCCCGGAACUGAGGGGUCGCAGGGCUUGCUGUCAUUUGUUUGCCAAAUGCACAAAUGCCUCCUGGUGGUAAUAGGACCAAGUGAGGUCCUCACAGGCCUGCACUCUGGGCUCUCUAGGUUCUCCAUCUUAAAUGCUUUAGAUGCAGAAAGGACGCUUCCAAGGGUUGAAAACGGAAGGGAGGUGCUGCUGUGUUCGGAGCACAAGGGGCCCCUGAGGUGCCACCUCAGCAUCACUGCCUUAAUCGAAUCCUGCCCCAGGGUCUCUCUGAGCUGGGUGGAGUUCUUAGCUGCAUGUCUGCUUUUCCUGGAGGCAGGUGCCAGCGUUUGUGAAUUGUUUCAGGUGUGGUCACCGCCCACUCAGGAGCCAUACAAUAUUUUUUAGUUUCCACCCUCUAGGUCCCGCCUCAGGAACCAACCAUUUUGAGAAAUCCUGGUGGUGGAGCUUGGUGGUGUGAGUGGAAGCUGACUGUCUGGUACCUUCUAGCAUUAUGCAGUCUUCCUUCCUUAGUCCAAGACUGUGGCGCCUUCUCUUUUGCUUUCGUGACACAGCAGAACAGACUCCCCAAGCUCAUGCCAUUUUCCCCGGAAUCAUUUGCUGGUGCCUGUGGGAUCCUGCCAAGGUGGUGGAGAGGACUCCAGGUGCUAGCCAGGAGCACAGAAGCUUGGUUGUGGCUUCAGAUCCAGGUCCUACUACAGGAGAGGGUUCUCUCACAAGGCCUGCUCUGAGGGCUAGUCCUGAUUAAGCAAUAAGAGCCUCAGAGUUGAAUGUCAAGGUCCCUUUCUUCCCUCUUCUGUGUCUCCAUGUUUUACCUUGGAGAGGAAGAAGAGCCUGCGCUCCACCACUUGCUGGUGGGCAUAUGCAAAGACUAGAGUCUGAGUCUUGACCAAAACCCAGUGCGGCUUCAUGGAAGAGCCCUGCUGCUUCCACAAGGAGCCCUAGCUUUCUGGGCCUGUCUGUCAUCAGAGCCCCUCCCACCUGUAGUCCUCUACCGUCAGGCCAUCCUCUCUUUGCAAACCUAAGGACCUGCCCUGCUUGCUAGUUCCAUGUCUUAGGGGCAAGUGAUGGUUGGGAGGUGCUGCUCAGAGAACUCAGGCAGGCACAGAACAGGGCAAGGCUGGGGGGAGCCAGCUCAUCCUGAAGUCUGUCGCCAGGCUUGCCACAGGCCUUCCCAUUGCAAACGAGUCUUCAGGAGUCAGUAGACCACCUGGCCUGCUGUUAGCAUCCACCCACUCAAGCCGUGCCAGGAAUCCGCCCAGCUGUCAGGUUCAGCUCUUUAAGGUGCCUCUUCAGGGACACAGUGUGUCUCUCUGAUUGGGCUUCUAAAUCAAAAGCCUGAUGUUCGUGUCCCUCUUAUAGGGGGAGCUUUGGACACAGGACCAGUUUGUUAAAGGGCCAGGUAAGGGUUUCCACUCUGCACAUUGUAGAGGGGACGCUGUAGGCCCAUGGGUCCCUAAUUAAAGAGGUUGAGUGAAUUUGCCUUCAUUUAACCAGGGACCUGUUUCACUCCCUCUUGCCUCCCAAAGAUUUCUAGUAAAUGUGUAGCCCCCUCUGUUAACAGUGGCUCAGAAAAGCUUCGUACUAAAAGCAUGGGGCUUUCAAGACAGCCGUUCUCUGGGAAAUGGAUCCUCAGCUAUUCCAUGCCCUGCCCUGUUCAGAGGCCUCUUGGCAGUGCAGCCCGAGUGUGUCAGCCUGGCUAAGUGUGUGAACGGUUAGCCUGUUUUCCCUUUGGGCUACUUAACCAUGGCUACUUCUCAGUUCCUUUUUUUAUAUAUAUACCUUAGCUUUGUCCUUUUUGUUUGUUUUUUGUUUUCUUUUUUUUUUUUUUUCAGACAGGGUUUUAUGAAUCCAGGCAGGUGUUUGAACUCACUGUUUAGCCAGGGAUGAUCUUGAACUGAGUGCUGGGAUUCUAGGUGUGGCCACAUACUGGCUCAUGUGGCGCUGGCUCAACCCAGGGCUGCAUGCAUGCUAGGCAGUCACCACCAACUGAGCUAUACCCUAGGUCCCCUUUUGUCUCUUUAGAAAAUACCUUAGUAAAUACAUAUCCAGGGAGAAGAGAUGACAGGUCUGGCCAGCUGUCCCACCCCACACCUUCAGUGCAGGGUCAGCUCCUGGGACAGCCCCUCCCAGACUGGUGAUGUUCUUUGCCUGUAAUUACCCCAGAUUUGCCUAUUUCUCCUUUCAGGAUGCCAUUUGGAGGGGAGGGGUCUGCUUCCCACUGUGACCGGGCUAUGGGAUCCUUGACCACCCUGCUUCAUGAUUUGAUACAUUUGUUGUAUUCAAAAACUUGAAAUGUAGGAUGCCAUUAAGAGUCUGUUUAUAUUUUUGGAAUAUUUGUAUUACUUACAAUUAGUUAAUAAAGGCUGGUUUUAAAACCUG